This is a messenger RNA of Ceraceosorus bombacis, 1636 nucleotides long. Lineage: Eukaryota; Fungi; Basidiomycota; Exobasidiomycetes; Ceraceosorales; Ceraceosoraceae. The record is from the annotation of a GenBank genome assembly.
AUGCCGUCAAGGGGAGGGACAGACAUCUUGGCGUCCUUGAAGGGGUUCGACGCGUUCAGCAAGCCCAAGGAUGUGUAUCGCGUGAGGACAUCGCAAGGUGCUCUGAUCAGUCUAGUCGCAGCGCUGUUGAUCGCCCUACUGAUCGGAUCGGAGUUCCGGAGUUAUCGGAGCAUUACGCUGCACGAGUCCUUGAUUGUGGACAAGUCUCGAGGAGAGAAGAUCAACAUUGCGGUCAAUAUGACAUUUCCUCGCGUUCCCUGCUACCUGCUCAGCAUGGAUGUCAUGGACAUUUCCGGCGAACAUCAAAAUGACAUUCAUCACGAUGUGACGAGGACGAGAUUGUCGCCAGAUGGACACAUCGUCGAAACUUCGAAGGGGCUCAAAGGCGAAGCGGCCAGGCUGGCCAGCUUGCAUGGAAAGGACUUUUGCGGCAGCUGCUACGGCGGUACGCCCCCUGCCAGCGGUUGUUGCAACACGUGCGAAGAGGUGAAGGAGUCAUAUGCCCUCAAGGGCUGGAGCUUCACCAAUCCGGAUGGCAUCGACCAGGUGCGUAGAGCGCUCAUGCGCUUCACCCGAAUCAUCCCAGUCGACGCCAGCACCUGCUGGCCCGAGUACUGAUGCUAUGAGCUAGCAUAUGCUGAUCCUGCGACGCCCCCUCUUGUUCUCCAUCAGUGCGUAUCCGAGGGCUGGUCACAAAAGAUAAAGGAGCAGAACAAAGAAGGCUGCAAUGUGGCAGGAGUCAUUCACGUCAAUAAGGUGGUGGGCAACUUCCACUUGAGUCCUGGAAAGGCUUUCCAAAGAAACUCGAUGGCCAUCUACGACCUAGUGCCCUACCUCGCUGGCAACAAGGAAGCGAAUCACCAUGUAAGCUGUCCCCAGAUUCCCCAAGUGUAAGGACCUCUGAGCUCAUGUUGCGCCUUGUUCUCCGCUUUUCACGAAUCGUAGGACUUCGGUCACAUUAUCCACGAGCUCUCCUUCGGUACGCAAGAGGAAUUCAUUGCUACUCAGACUUGGAACAAUGUCAACCCUUUGGCGAAACGGCCAAAGACGGCAAAGCAGAGGUUGGGCAUCGUGGAUCCCUUGCAGGGAGUCAGAGCUCACACUGAGAAGAGUCAAUUCAUGUUUCAAGUGAGUAUCACGCCAAGAUUGGCCGACUCCAUCACAAUCAGUGCGCGCAAGAACACGACGAAUUGAUCAUAGGGACAUCGCCUCUUUUCAGUACUUUCUCAAGGUCGUUCCCACGGAGUAUCAUUUGCUGUCUGGCGAGAGGCUCAAGUCACACCAAUACAGCGUCACCACUUACGAGCGGGAUCUGUCUCCGGGCGCUCAGGCAGCAGCGGCUGCAGGUGUACCAGGCGCCAGCCACACCACGCCUCAUCACGUCACUCAUGGUUUCGCAGGCGUUCCAGGAGUCUACAUCAACUUUGAUCCUUCGGCCCUGCGGAUCAUCCACACAGAGACUAGACCUAGCUUGGCUCACUUCUUGACCUCCACGUGCGCCAUCGUCGGAGGAAUCCUCACGCUUGCUGGGUUGGUCGAUAUGAUCCUGUACAACGCCAGGCUUCGCAUAAAUGAGGGAGUCGAAAGCGGAUCGGGCGGGUUGCCUAGGAGUAGCAGUGGAGGGAAGAUGUUUUGA